GUGACACAGUAAUUGGACAGGGACUAGGAGCCUACUGAGUGAUGUGUUUUGUCCACGCCAACGUUUUUUCCAAUAUAUUUAUAAAUGACCGUGUCAUUUAGCGCCACUUGACCAGAGAGGUCCCGGUCAUUCGUCUUGAUAAAAACAUGCUAGCAGGCUCUAAACCAACUGACUAUUCAGGCCUGGACAAUGGCUCUCUCUAAAAUCAUGUGCAUAUCCUCAAUAUUUGAACAUUAAGUUUGAAUAAUGGAUUGGGUUGCAAAGUGUUCUGGAAAUCAGGACGUGUUUCAACUACCAGCUUCUCGUGUAUCAGAUGAAAAUGUCAGAGAUAUUGCUAACCAUGACAACGCUUCGUCUACCAUCAGCGAGGGCCCGGAUGCUUGCCGGAUGUCGGACAUCGGAAGUACUUUCAGAUCUGAGAACUUUGAAGAAAUUCGUAAAAGUUUGGAGGAAAUUUGUGCUAGCAUAACAACCUCAGAAGAUGAAAUUAACGAAGAAUUCGAAGAAUCCUGUUCACCUAAGCAUAACAACACUUUCCCUACAAGCAAUGACGCUAGUGAUGAACCUCGGCCAGUAAGUGUCCAAAGUCAGCCAGAUACUUCUUCUAAAACAGUAAGUGAGGCAAGACUUCCGGUCAAUGUCCAAAGUAACCCGGAUACCUCUUCUAAAACAGUAAGUGAGGCAAGACUUCCGGUCAAUGUCCAAAGUAACCCGGAUACCUCUUCUAAAACAGUAAGUGAGGCAAGACUUCCGGUCAAUGUCCAAAGUCACCUGGUCACCGCUUCUAAAACCAGUAGCAAGGUAAGACUUUCUGUCAAUGUCCAAAGAUAACGGAUACCGCUUCUUAAUCGGUAGCAAGGUAAGACUUCCGGUCAAUGUCCAAAGUCACUGUUCACCAUUUCUUAAACCUUAAGUAACGCAAGACUUCCAGCCAGUGUCCAAAGACUUCCAGGCAAUGGCAAAGUUAGCCGGAUACCGCUUGUUAUUGCAGUAGUAAGAUCAUCGUCGGUAUCCAGUGUCGUUGCACUACGCUA
Pecten maximus is the source of this 1034-nucleotide messenger RNA. RefSeq lists its product as uncharacterized. NCBI's taxonomy places the organism in Eukaryota, Metazoa, Mollusca, Bivalvia, Pectinida, Pectinidae. The record is from RefSeq and is a predicted model, not a curated record. The transcript is spliced from 4 exons. Bases 247 to 831 code for a protein of 194 amino acids.